Leucoraja erinaceus (little skate) is the source of this 1507-nucleotide messenger RNA. Its product is annotated as transmembrane protein 164-like. The transcript has 7 exons. The record is from RefSeq and is a predicted model, not a curated record. NCBI's taxonomy places the organism in Eukaryota, Metazoa, Chordata, Chondrichthyes, Rajiformes, Rajidae. The coding region runs from base 305 to 1162 and encodes 285 amino acids.
GAAGGAGGAAGAGAGGAGGGAUAGUGAAGGAAGAGGAAGAGAGGGAGAGGGAGAGAGGUGUAAAGAGGGAGAGGGAGUCGCGGUCCGGGGGGGAGGGGAGGGGUGUUGACGACCACCUGUAUGGCGUUGUCUGGGCAGCGAUUGUGACUGUGGGCUGGGCUGGACAGGAGAGGGGAUUAACCCGUGGUUUGAGAGGAACUGGGGUGAGAGGAAGCACCUUGAGAAGAGGCGACGUUUUAACGCAGAAACCCUGCGUCUGGUGGAUGGGGUUCUGAAAGUGGUGGUGGGCGGAAGAGAGCAGAAGAUGGCCGCCGUGGUGCCGGGUCACUUCCUGGACGCGAUGUACGGCGGCGUGGACCCCAACAUCACGGGCAACGGCGGGCCGGAGUGCGCCGCCUUCCUCUCCGCCCGGCAGCGAGCCCUGGAAACGGCGCUCAUGGUGGCCGUCUCCCUGCUCCAAAUCGUCCUGGCCUGCGAGAAGAUCGGAGCCGGCUUCUGGGAACGCCGGGAACCGGCCGGGAGUCCCUCGGAUCACCCACAAACUCUGGGCAAGAACCUGUUGCAGGCCGCCCUGUGCUUGACCUUUGGAUUGGAGAUUGGGUUCAAGUGCGCUUCGAAAACGCUCAUCUACUUACUGAAUCCUUGCCACGUCCUCACGGCCCUGCAGUUUUUCCUGCAUCUAACCUGUCCAGCGUGUCAUUCUUGGCGUGUUUCCUUCCGCAGGUUACAUGUGCACAUGUUGAACGGACCUCUUCUGGCCCUUGUCUUCCCCGUGCUCAACACCAGGCUGCUGCCCUUUGAAACGGAGGUAUAUUAUAUCCAGCAUGUCCUCAUGUAUGUUGUUCCGUUUUACCUGCUCAACAGAGGCGGUGUAUACAAGCCAGAGCCUUUGGGAGACUUCAAGUGGGCAGUAUUGGCUACAGGACUGCUCUUUCUCUACCACUAUACCAUCCUUCAGGCCCUGGCCCUGGUGACGAUGGUGAACCUGAACAGCAUGCUGUGCCCGGCUGUGUCCGACCCCUUCCACGGGCCCUUCUACCGGAUGUGGGCGUCCCUGCACCAAACGGCCCUGCUGAUGGUCCACGGCAAGCUGCUGACUCUCCUCUCCCUCGCCCUGCCCACCCUGGCCCGGGGACUCAGACACGGGCACAAGCUGGAGUGAGCGAGUGGGAGUGUGCUGGCAAACGCCAGCCGGUGGACAGAGGGCGAGAGGGGGAGAGGGAGGGAGAGAGAGAGAGAGAGAGAGAGAGAGAGACGCCCUCGCGGGUGGAAGGGGACGCAGCCAGAGCUGUGGACGGCACUUCUGUUCCGUCCCCGUUCCCCCCGCACGCCCACGGUGACCACACGGACCCUUCGCUACGGAGCCACAAUGUGGGUGGGGCACAGCAACGCAGCACUCUCUCACACGCAGGAGAGAGAACAGAGGUACAGGCACACACACCCCACACGCACACACGCACGCACACACACACACACACACACACACACCCCACACACACACACACAC